Molecule: messenger RNA, 436 nt
Organism: Cicer arietinum (chickpea)
Lineage: Eukaryota; Viridiplantae; Streptophyta; Magnoliopsida; Fabales; Fabaceae
Product: lysine--tRNA ligase-like
Biological process (GO): lysyl-tRNA aminoacylation
Cellular component (GO): cytosol
Molecular function (GO): lysine-tRNA ligase activity; tRNA binding
Source: RefSeq, a predicted model, not a curated record
UGAGCAAAUGUUAAGUGGUAUGGUUCAGGAACUUACAAAAGGAAGCUAUAAAAUCAAGUAUCAUGCAGAUGGGAUUGAUAAGGAUCCUAUUGAAAUUGACUUCACUCCACCAUUCAAAAGGAUUGACAUGAUUGAAGGAUUAGAGCAGAUAGCAGGCCUCAAUAUUCCCAAAGACUUGUCGAGUGAUGAAACUAAUCAAUAUCUGAAGGAUGCCUGCUUGAAGCAUGGAAUCAAAUGCCCUCCUCCUGAAACAACUGCUCGUUUGUUGGAUAAAGUAAUCUUAUAUCCUGUCCCCCUCACUGUUUUGAGUAUAUUGUCCCUCAUUUUUAAUUUUUUCUUUUUAUGUGAAGGUUGAUUAUAUUUUAUUUUUCUUUUAUUUUGUGGGAGUGUUUAUCAGUGUUAUUUCCAAUGGUAUACUUUGAAGUUUUACGAAUGA